Ostrinia nubilalis (European corn borer) is the source of this 6695-nucleotide messenger RNA. RefSeq names its product nuclear pore complex protein Nup154 (gene Nup154). The transcript is spliced from 40 exons. Gene Ontology annotation, cellular component: nuclear pore inner ring; nuclear pore. Gene Ontology annotation, molecular function: structural constituent of nuclear pore. Gene Ontology annotation, biological process: protein localization to nuclear inner membrane; RNA export from nucleus; protein import into nucleus. The coding region runs from base 95 to 6223 and encodes 2042 amino acids. Lineage: Eukaryota; Metazoa; Arthropoda; Insecta; Lepidoptera; Crambidae. The record is from RefSeq and is a predicted model, not a curated record.
UCAAACUUUGAAAAGCUAGUGUUUUUUUAUGCUAUUUUACUCUUAUCAAAACAAAUUUAUUUCUGAAUAUAAUUGAUUAAUUAAACGGAGAUUUAUGAUGCCAAGUAUAGUAAGUAGUAGUGUCGACGUACCUCGCCCAUCGGACGGAAGCAAAAUGCAGCUGGAGUGCUUGGAAUUGGCUGGUUGUACCUUAGACCGGUACAUAAGCUCUGAUAAUUCGCGCCCUUCGUUUUUGGAGAUAACUGGAAUAGCAGCCCAAAGGAGUCCAACAUGCAGUGGAUUGAACGCUGGAGACUACAGAAACCUCGAAGUCCUGCUCAAUCAUCCAAAUUUAUCACAGUUGAAAAUACUAAAUAAGGUUCCACUGCCACCAGAAAUAAUGGAACAUUUUGCCCAUAUGCAAUGUCAUUGCCUGAUGGGGGUGUUUCCAGAAAUCAGUCGAGUUUGGCUUGCAAUAGAUAGCAAUAUUUAUGUGUGGGCUUUUGAACAUGGUUGUGAUGUAGCAUACUUUGAUGGCCUAGGAGAGACCAUCGUCAGCGUGGGGUUAGUCAAGCCUAAACCGGGGGUAUUCCAAAGUUUUGUAAAGUAUUUACUGGUUUUGACCACUACAGUUGAAAUUGUAGUAUUAGGUGUUACAUUUUCCUCAAGCAAAAAUGAUGGCUCAUCAGAAUUCCAAGAAAUACACUUAGUACCAGAACCAGUUUUUGUUUUGCCAACUGAUGGUGUAUCUAUGAUGUCAGUCAAGUCCACUGCAAAAGGUCGCAUAUUUAUGGGUGGAAAAGAUGGAUGUUUGUAUGAAAUCACAUACCAGGCUCAAUUGGGAUGGUUUGGCAAACACUGUAAAAAAGUAAAUCAUUCAACCAGUGCUUUAUCAUUCUUGGUGCCAUCAUUCCUCAAUGCAGCUUUAUACGAUGAAGAUCCUAUUGUCAAAAUUGAAGUGGAUAACUCUAGGAACAUUCUGUAUACAUUGAGUGAAAAAGGCUGCAUUGAAGUGUUCGAUUUGGGCGCUGAUGGUGAGGGAUUGAGUAGAGUUGUACGAUUUACACAAGGAAAGAUUCUUACUUCAGCUUUGGACAUUGUUAAAACACUUGAGCCUAUUAACUUCAAACCAGUUGUAGCAAUAUCAGCUGUGGAGGAGUCAGAGUCUGAACACUUAAAUCUCGUAGCUGUUACGCAAACUGGUGCUAGACUUUAUUUCAGUACAGGGAGUGGGGAUGCGAAUCAAGGUGGUUCUCAAAGGCCUCAGUACCUCACACUACUGCAUGUGAGACUUCCACCUGGAUUCACUCCCAAUGCCUCAGUACUCAGGCCUAAACAAGUCCACAGUGCUGUUCAUGAAAACGGUUGCCUAGUGAUGGUGUGUUCCACGGGCAACGGCGCCGAAGCGGAGACGCUGUGGUGCCUGUCGCGCGUGCUGCCCGGGCCCGGCUUCAGCGAGGCGCAUUCCUUACUCGCGCUGGACGGGCCGGCCUGGGCGCUCACAGCGCUGCCUGCGCCCCGCGCCGCUCACUUGUCACCCGCGAUGGUCGCCAGGAAAGCGGGAAAAAGACGAAAUUAUACCAACGUGGCGGUGCUGCCCGGGCCCGGCUUCAGCGAGGCGCAUUCCUUACUCGCGCUGGACGGGCCGGCCUGGGCGCUCACAGCGCUGCCUGCGCCCCGCGCCGCUCACUUGUCACCCGCGAUGGUCGCCAGGAAAGCGAGAAAAAGACGAAAUUAUACCAACCUGGCGGUGCUGCCCGGGCCCGGCUUCAGCGAGGCGCAUUCCCUGCUCGCGCUGGACGGGCCGGCCUGGGCGCUCACAGCGCUGCCUGCGCCCCGCGCCGCUCACUUAUCACCUGCGAUGGUCGCCAGGAAAGAGGUGUGGAGCGUGUCUCGCUGGGCGGUGGUGACCGGCGCGGGCGCAGCGGUUUUGGCGGCGGGCGCGGCGCCCGACCUGCUGCGCUCGCUGCUGCGCGACUGCCGCGGGCCCGAGGCGCAUGCUGUUAAGGACUUCUUCCAGCUCCACAGCGUAGAGCAGGCGUGCGCGUGCGCAGUGUACCUGGCGUGCGAGGACGCGACCUCCAACGACCUGUCCGUCAGCGAGUGGGCGGCGCGCGCCUUCUUCCUGUACGGCGCGCAGCUCGCGCCGGCUCCGCUGCUGCCGCACCAGACCUCGCAGCUGCCCUCCAGUAUAGGUUCACCCAAGUUUUCGCCGCGGCAAAUGUCUACGCCCAUGUCUAUGCGAGGUCCUCAAGGGCAAAUGCAGCCCGGAAAACUGAACCAGUCGUAUCAACAGGCCGCAAUGAACCAGUCCUUCCCCGGCUCUCCCAACCAGUCUAUGAUGCCGCAGUCGCCAUUCCAACAAAACAUGAUGAGCCCCACGCCCUUCAACCAGUCUUCCUUCGUGGGGAAUGUCACACAGCAGCAAAGGGAUCAAAAUUUCCCCAUACAAGUCGAGUACAGCGCGAAACACAACGGCCUCUAUAUCUACAUUGGAAGAAUAUUGGCUCCCAUCUGGAAUUUGAAGUGUGUUUCCAAAUCGCUGACGCCUGAUAACAAGGAAUUUAUGAGCAGCAACGUGACGGGCGAGGAUUGCGCGUUCACCGUACAGAAGCUACAGCGCGCAGCGGCCUUUGCCCAGCGCGUGGUCGCGCCGCCGCACUCCGACGAGCACGCCUCGCUGCAGGCGCUCAAGAUGUUCAUAACGAUGGCGAUUGAAAUGCUUAGCCUUUGGAAAGUACUUUGCGAACACCAGUUCCACGUUAUUGCGUCUAGUCUACCUCCAGAACAGCAAAGUGCUUUGCAGGCUGCAAGCUUUAGAGAACUGCUGGUAGGAGGUCAAGAGGUUGCUUGCCUCCUUUUAGGUUCUUUGGUCGCCGGAUACUUAAGAGACAACGCGUCCGUGGACGGUAUCUCACAGAAGUUGAGGCAACUCUGUCCUACCCUCUAUAGAAAAGAAGAUGCUACUUGCUCUAAAGCCAAUGAACUGUUGAUGUUUGCAAAACAACAAAAGAAUCCGACUGAAAGAGAAGAAAUGCUACAGCACGCUUUGAAACUUUGCAUGGAUGUGGCUCCCAACGUGAAUCUGCCUCUAGUGUGCGCCAAGCUAGUGUCGGCGGGCUUCUACUCGGGCGUGGUGCAGCUGUGCCGCGCGUGCGCCGCGCGCCUCGACCCGCACGACAAGGCGUUACACCACUACUCCAGCGACCAGCCCGCCCAGGACCGCGAGGGGCACCUGGCCUACUACCGCCGUUAUAUCGACAAGGCGCUGCACCACUACUCUAGCGACCAGCCCGCCCAGGACCGCGAGGGGCACCUGGCCUACUACCGCCGUUAUAUCAACAAGGCGCUGCACCACUACUCCAGCGACCAGCCCGCCCAGGACCGCGAGGGGCACCUGGCCUACUACCGCCGUUAUAUCGACAAGGACCUGCACCACUACUCCAGCGACCAGCCCGCGCAGGACCGCGAGGGGCACCUGGCCUACUACCGCCGAAUGGACAUAUACCGGGAAGUAUGCAACGCCCUAGAACGCUUGUACGAGCGCAGUGUAGAAACUGGAAGCGAGCCGGCGCCUCUUCGGUCACAAUCGCAGUCCACUACAGACACAAUGAUGACUCUGUCGCCAGCUGACGCUAACUAUCAGGGCCGAAAACUAGUAUGGGAAUGUUUGGCAUGUGAUGACGAACUCCUUCAUGUUGCCGUUUAUCAAUGGCUUGUUUCCAAAAAUCUCGGUGCAGAGCUUCUAUCGCUGGGGUCGGCACCGCCGGCAUCGCUGCGGCGCUAUUUAGCUGCGGGGGCGCGCGCGGCGUCGCCGCAGGCCGCGCUACAACUGCUGGACCUUCUGUGGAAGGUUCUGGAGAAGUGCGGCGACCACCUCGCCGCCGCACACGUGCUCGAAGGGCUGGCUACUAAACCGGGGUCCGGCGCUCUCCUGUCCCAGCGCAUAUCGUGGCUGUCAGCCGGCGUGGUGUGCGUGCGCGGCGCCGGCGCCGGCGGGCCGGGCGGCGGCGAGCUGCUGCGGCGGCUGGAGGAGGCGGGCGAGGUGGCGCGCGUGCAGGCCGCCGUGCGCGCCGCCGCCGCCGCGCUGCCGCGCCCGCUGCAGCCGCCGCCGCACGCCAUGCACCGCCUGGACGACGAGCUGCUGGAGGUGACGCAGGCCGCCGUGCGCGCCGCCGCCGCCGCGCUGCCGCGCCCGCUGCAGCCGCCGCCGCACGCCAUGCACCGCCUGGACGACGAGCUGCUGGAGGUGACGCAGGCCGCCGUGCGCGCCGCCGCCGCCGCGCUGCCGCGCCCGCUGCAGCCGCCGCCGCACGCCAUGCACCGCCUGGACGACGAGCUGCUGGAGGUGACGCAGGCCGCCGUGCGCGCCGCCGCCGCCGCGCUGCCGCGCCCGCUGCAGCCGCCGCCGCACGCCAUGCACCGCCUGGACGACGAGCUGCUGGAGGUGACGCAGGCCGCCGUGCGCGCCGCCGCCGCCGCGCUGCCGCGCCCGCUGCAGCCGCCGCCGCACGCCAUGCACCGCCUGGACGACGAGCUGCUGGAGGUGACGCAGGCCGCCGUGCGCGCCGCCGCCGCCGCGCUGCCGCGCCCGCUGCAGCCGCCGCCGCACGCCAUGCACCGCCUGGACGACGAGCUGCUGGAGGUGACGCAGGCCGCCGUGCGCGCCGCCGCCGCCGCGCUGCCGCGCCCGCUGCAGCCGCCGCCGCACGCCAUGCACCGCCUGGACGACGAGCUGCUGGAGGUGACGCAGGCCGCCGUGCGCGCCGCCGCCGCCGCGCUGCCGCGCCCGCUGCAGCCGCCGCCGCACGCCAUGCACCGCCUGGACGACGAGCUGCUGGAGGUGACGCAGGCCGCCGUGCGCGCCGCCGCCGCCGCGCUGCCGCGCCCGCUGCAGCCGCCGCCGCACGCCAUGCACCGCCUGGACGACGAGCUGCUGGAGGUGACGCAGGCCGCCGUGCGCGCCGCCGCCGCCGCGCUGCCGCGCCCGCUGCAGCCGCCGCCGCACGCCAUGCACCGCCUGGACGACGAGCUGCUGGAGGUGACGCAGGCCGCCGUGCGCGCCGCCGCCGCCGCGCUGCCGCGCCCGCUGCAGCCGCCGCCGCACGCCAUGCACCGCCUGGACGACGAGCUGCUGGAGGUGACGCAGCUAUACGAAGAGUACGCCGACCGGUACAACCUAUGGGAGUGCAAGUUGGCCAUCGUGCAGUGCUCGGGCCACAACGACGCUCUCCUCGUCGAGAACAUCUGGAGCAACAUCCUCGCGGAGGCCGAGGCGGCCGCGAGAGGCUGUCUCACGGCCGACGAGAAACUGGGCUCGGUGCUUAGCAAGCUGACCACACUCGGCCGGGAGUACGUCCAUACUGGGCAUUGCUUCCCUCUGUAUUUCAUUGUGCGCCAGCUGGAAAUUAUGAGCUGUAAACUUCAAGCAGAUCAGAGCAUGGUAUUCAAAGCCGUGUUGAAUAUUGGUGUUUCAUUAGAACAAGUACUAGACAUUUAUAUCAAACUCGUAAGCGUGAACGAGCGCGUGUGGCUGGGCUGCGGCGACGAGACGCACGUGUGCAGCGUUGCCGCUCUGCUGCUGGAGAGCGCCCGCGGCGAGCUGGCGCCGCUGGAGGCCGCCGCCCGCAGGCGCGCGCUCGCCCGCUGCAAGGACCUGCACGAGGCCGCGCUGUCCUCGCUCCAGGUCUGUACUGGCCGGCUGCGGGCCGAGCCCCGCGUGUGCAGCGUUGCCGCUCUGCUGCUGGAGAGCGCCCGCGGCGAGCUGGCGCCGCUGGAGGCCGCCGCCCGCAGGCGCGCGCUCGCCCGCUGCAAGGACCUGCACGAGGCCGCGCUGUCCUCGCUCCAGGUCUGUACUGGCCGGCUGCGGGCCGAGCCCCGCGUGUGCAGCGUUGCCGCUCUGCUGCUGGAGAGCGCCCGCGGCGAGCUGGCGCCGCUGGAGGCCGCCGCCCGCAGGCGCGCGCUCGCCCGCUGCAAGGACCUGCACGAGGCCGCGCUGUCCUCGCUCCAGGUCUGUACUGGCCGGCUGCGGGCCGAGCCCCGCGUGUGCAGCGUUGCCGCUCUGCUGCUGGAGAGCGCCCGCGGCGAGCUGGCGCCGCUGGAGGCCGCCGCCCGCAGGCGCGCGCUCGCCCGCUGCAAGGACCUGCACGAGGCCGCGCUGUCCUCGCUCCAGGCUCGGCCGAACACGCAGCGCCUCAUGGACCGCCUCACAGUUGCGCAGGCGCACCUGGACCGCCUGGACUGAGUCAGUAGAUUUAAGUUAGCUAAUUGUCCAUUUGCUUCCCAUAUCUUUUUAAUUUUCUUCAAAUCAUUUUCUUGACAUCCGACAAAAUUUUACUUUGUCUAAAUAAUAUUAAUUUCAUCAUGCAUUUUAAUUUAACUUAAAGUCAUUAGUAAAUGAAAGACCGUUCAGUUGAUUUAAUUUUUAUUUUAUAAUAUUUCAUAAAAUUGGUAAAAAUACAAAAACUUUUAAAAUAAUAUUUAGAAUAAUUUACACUUUAUUGAAACCAUGUACACAUACAAUCGGAAUGGCAGUGACUUACAAUCAAUCACACAUUUUGAUUCAAAACGCUUACAUACUUUUCUACAUUCUUUAAAGUAUUGUUUUAUCAUGUGCAUGUAAAAAUAGAAAACGAGAAAUCUAGAUACAUCUUAAAGGCACUAAAUAAUGUGAACGAUUUCUAUUUUUGUAAAUAAAUGAUGAUUGAAGUACAUAA